GUAAAAGACGGAAGGGAAGGAGCGAAGCUGGAGGCAUCCACAUAACGGGCGUCCACCCCAUCCAUCUAUCCAUCCAUCCAUUCGUCCUUUGCUCCGCCGCUGCUGUCAAUGGUCUCGCCCUAUCUUCUGCACCUGAUAACUUUCUGUGCUGUACUUCCCGUCCUGUACCCACUACUGUGCCUGCCAGGUACCACGACUUCCACCACCACCACCACCGACACCUCUCUCUCUCUCUCUCUCUCUCUCUCUCCCUCUCUACCACCUGCCUGCAUUUGCGUUGUCGAGAAUCAGUCCACUUUCUCGUUGACACUCCGACACGCAGCAGUCCCAUCAUCUGGACUUCCACCUCGCCCGGAAGCCUAUCUACACACCACCACCACCACCAAUUGCACCUUCUUCUUCUUCUGCUGCUGCCGGUCUCUCACCACUCUCGCGUUCGUUCUCACCACUACCACCGCCGCCACCACCACCAUCGGAAUCCACCUCAACUCUGGUCGUGCUGCCAUUGCUCUUCACCUUCUCUGUCCCUCACUUUUAACAUCGUUGACUUCCGUCCGCCGCCGUCUCGUCGACCGUUCUAUCCUUCUCGCGCUCAUUCAGCCCAACCCUUUAUCUUGACAGCGAUUGCAUUGUUGCAACAUCUCUCGUCUUCUUUCAAGAAUCGAUCUCGUUGUCCCCGUUGUCGUGCUGCCCUCAUUGCUCGGCACUUCACACAUCCUCCACCCAAUCACUCGACUCAAUCACUCGACUGAAUCACUCAACUCAAUCACUCAUACAUCACCAGCUCUAAAGUCUUUACUCAGCGCCAGCGGGAAGGUCUGACACCUGCAUCACUUCCCAUCUCUGCAGCCAAUCGUUCGACUUUGCACACGCACAUCUGGCCCUGCAGUCGCCAUUGACGCUCGCUCUCUCUCGCGAGGCAUCAUUCGGCGUGCACUAUCCAUCUCCCGGACAGACGCUCACACACACA
This is a messenger RNA of Dissoconium aciculare CBS 342.82, 970 nucleotides long. RefSeq lists its product as uncharacterized. The transcript has a single exon. Lineage: Eukaryota; Fungi; Ascomycota; Dothideomycetes; Mycosphaerellales; Dissoconiaceae. The record is from RefSeq and is a predicted model, not a curated record. The coding region runs from base 109 to 618 and encodes 169 amino acids.